AUGGUAGAAGCCUCUAAAGAUAUAGAUGCUAAGGUUGUGCAUAAUUUAAUAUCCUGUCGGGAGUUGGCUCAAAGGUCAAGCUGUGACUUUGCUCUAUCGGUGUGGUCACUUUGGCAAGAUUGCCCUUUAAUAUCCCUGCUGAAUGCAAAAGACUUUACUGGUCUGCUGCACCAAAUUUGUUCAAACUCUGAUGGAGUUUCAUUAGAAUAUUUUUUUGCAAUAUCCUGGUCCAUAUGGUAUAACCGAAAUCAGAUAGUUCAUAAUGAGCGUGGUCUUUCCCCUCUGCAAGUCUGGGAAAUGGCGAAGAGAGUUGUUGAUGACUUCCAAGAAGCUAACUUGCUGCAUUUGUCCUCGACACAACCAUCAAACAGUGGCUGGGCAGCGCCUCCCCCAGGUUUUUUCAAAAUUAAUGUUGAUGGUGCGUCGUCCUUGGAUGGUCAGGGGGUGUCGGGAGUGGGAGUGAUCAUUCGGGAUGCUAAUGGUGGUGUGCUUGCUGCUCUCUGUAAAGCCUUGCCUAUGCACUAUUCAGCUGAAUGGACUGAACUCUUUGCUAUGGAGCAGGGUGUCCUCUUGGCUCAGGAAAUGGGUGUUCAGCAGGCAAUCUUUGAAUCUGAUGCUUCCGCUGUCGUUCAAGCCAUUUCUCAAGACCUCUGUGGUGGUGAAUCAGGCCACUUGAUCCAAGGAAUACAGAACGCGAAAUUGCGCUUCUUGAGUUGCUCAUUUCGACAUGUGAAAAGGGACUCCAACAGGGCUGCCCAUGAGCUUGCCCAAUAUGCAAAAUGUAAAAAUGUCAGCUGUGUAUGGAAAGGUGUUUCUCCGCCUUUCUUAGAUUCUCUGUUUCAUUCGGGUAUAGGCUGA
Quercus robur (English oak) is the source of this 858-nucleotide messenger RNA. RefSeq lists its product as uncharacterized. Gene Ontology annotation, molecular function: RNA-DNA hybrid ribonuclease activity; nucleic acid binding. Bases 1 to 858 code for a protein of 285 amino acids. Lineage: Eukaryota; Viridiplantae; Streptophyta; Magnoliopsida; Fagales; Fagaceae. The record is from RefSeq and is a predicted model, not a curated record. The transcript has a single exon.